AUGCAGCACACUCGUUCCAUGCGUGACAUUUCUGUGGAUUCCGACGCGCUUUGCAUGCCUGCGAGCCGAACUCUUGGAGGCUGCUCAGGGGCGCAAGGUGGCCAUCUUAGCGCUGGAACGGCAGCGCCUGCCUUUCUUUUGGAAUGCUUGCGAGACACACCUGCUCGUAGCACAUCUGGAGAAGGAGGAGCUUUUCUGGCGGUUGUGGUGGAAGAAGAAACUUUCUUUUUUUUUCGGUCCAGAUCUUUAAGCGGGGCGGCUCACGAACGGCUAACUCGUCAGGCGGCAAUGGUGGCUCAGGGAAAGGGCGUUUUGUCGCAUCUAGGGGGUCUGCUCGCCCCAUGUGCGACUGGACCUGGAAGGAGGGAAAGGCGGUUCUCUGGAGGAGCCGACGGAUGUGGACGUGAGGGUCGUUUGCUACUCCUUUCAAUGCUGCAGUGGAGCUUCGGUGUUGUCUUGUCCUUUGCGAUGCCGAGGACAAGAGCGAUAAUUGUGGUGGCGUAG
Molecule: messenger RNA, 504 nt
Organism: Trypanosoma rangeli
Lineage: Eukaryota; Euglenozoa; Kinetoplastea; Trypanosomatida; Trypanosomatidae
Exons: 1
Coding region: 1-504 (167 amino acids)
Source: RefSeq, a predicted model, not a curated record